Messenger RNA from Scatophagus argus, 2293 nucleotides. It is a transcript of the gene vgll2b, whose product is annotated as vestigial-like family member 2b. NCBI's taxonomy places the organism in Eukaryota, Metazoa, Chordata, Actinopteri, Scatophagidae. Gene Ontology annotation, cellular component: nucleus. Gene Ontology annotation, biological process: regulation of transcription by RNA polymerase II. The transcript has 4 exons. The record is from RefSeq and is a predicted model, not a curated record. Bases 309 to 1232 code for a protein of 307 amino acids.
GUGUGGGGGGAUGGAGGGUUGCCUGGUUAAUGUGGGAGGGGUUGACACAGAGAUGUACAGGACAGGACACCCUCAUGCUUGCUCCAUAAACCUCACCACAUUUUGCUGCCGCAGCUGUUGUGGCGCACGCAGGGAGCGGAGAGGUGCGCACCUUCUGGGGUGACUAUGUCGAGUCUGGCGAGGGCUUUUUCAGGCUGAUCAGCGAUCACCGACACCGCUUCUCUUCGACCAAAAAACACGGAAUGUUGUCACUCUCUCUCUCAACAAGGUCGGUUUCCAGAGAACAGUGAAGACACCGCUCAUUUACCAUGAGCUGUUUGGAUGUUAUGUACCCAGCCUAUGGACAUUACGCACCGUACGCACCGACUGCUCCUGCGUUUAUCAAUAGCUUACAGGCUCCCACAGGUCUAAGCAGAACUUCUUCUCACUGCCGGGAUUUUAUGGACACUCCCAGGGGUCCUGAGGGGAUGUCUGGGGUCCCAGGCACUGGAGGAUCAUCUUCCACCUCCUCUUCAUCCAGCUCUUCCUCGUCCUCCUACACGCCUGCGGUUUUGAGGACAGAGGAGGGCCCCAAGGAGAAGCAGGAGGCCCCUGAGGCAGAGUACCUGACUUCACGCUGUGUCCUCUUCACCUACUACCAGGGAGACAUCAGCAGCGUGGUGGACGAACACUUCUCCAGGGCCCUCAGUACCUACAUGGAUGGAGAGGGCAAACGGCGGCCAUCAGACCAACAGGGCACAGAUACCCCUUCACCCAGCAGCCGACGAAGCUUCCCCCCUUCCUUCUGGGACAGUAACUACUCCUCGCCUCAGAGCCGCUCCCACUGUGAGACUGGCGCUCCUUCCUAUUCCAUGGACGCAUAUGCAUCAGGAUUGCAUCCGGGCCUGCCACAUCCGCACGCUCAUCCCCACCCACACGCUCAUCCUCACUCCCACCCUCACCCACCAGAGACCUGGGCAUAUCCUCAGGCCCAAGCCUACGGGCCCCCGCGGCCUCUCCAUGAACUCUACUCACCGUCAGCUUUGGAGCCCCACUAUGGGCCCCUGCUCAUGCCCACGGUGAGGCCACCUCAUCUCCCUACCUUGCCAAGCCACUAUGAAGUGAGCAAACUGGAGCCCACUGCCUCGUGGCCCAGCCUGCUUCCUCCAGGAGACGUCAGCCAGACGCUGGCACUAAACAUGGACGCAGGCCUGCAGCAGCACAAGAAAGGCAAGGAGCUGUACUGGUUCUAACGAGCCCUUCAGUCACAUUGACCAGCCAUUACCAGAUCCAAUUAGUCCCUGGAUCUGCUCUGCUAUUGAAGCAGCAUGUCCCUUUAUCCCCACCUCCUCACCCACCACCACCAGCACACACACUCCAUCCCCAUCUAUCCACCCCCCUCCUCCCUCCGCUCCUGGCCUCCCCUGCCAGUGUAUUGCCUUGCUCCAGGUCGACGUGUGUGCACCAUGGAGAUAAAGCAGAGCGAGGGAGAGAGAGAAUGAGAGUCUCUGUCUAUAAUCUGUGCUGUUGCCCUCUGUGCCGUUGUAUCUCUCCCUCUCCUGUCACUGCCUGUGCAGCUCAGACCUUGGCAAGGUGCGAGCCACAGUGACCUGUUUGGACUGAGCAAGACAGGAUCAAAACAGACUUUUGCAGAGGACAGAGAGAUAGAGGGAUGAGUGGAGGGACAGUGGGAUGAAUAGCAGCAAGCAGGGAUUCCCUCCAAUGUCCCUGGUUAUCUCUGUCUAAUGCUCUUUGUUGGUACAGUAGUCAUCAUCAUCCACUUAUCUGCAUUGCACAAAUGCAAAAUGCAGCGACAAACAGGGGCAGUAAUUAUGACGGUUUAUGCUUGGUGAUUGUCCUCAUGAUGCCUUUUUUGGUUGUUAUUAUAUCAUUUUGUUCUCUGAAAUAAAGUGUUUCUAUUUAUUGGUGUUAAUGUGCAUUUUCUAAAAUGUUUGGUUAGGCCAGUGUUCUGAAAUGAUUGUGAUUUAGUUUUGUGUUUUCUAAAGAGAGAGAGAGAGAGAGGCGACAGAGAUGACCAUACGCAGAUACGGAGUCUCUCAUCUAACUAUGAAGGAAUCUUUUGUGGAUGAUAAAAGUCAUUUCUCAAAAACAUAUCAAAAAUGUUUGCUCUCAACAGACUCAAAGAUUGUGCCCUUUCAGUUUGAUGACGAUGUUUUCCAUCUGAGAUCUCUGUGCCAUUCUUGGAUGUGUAGAAUUUGGACUUUCUAAAUAUUUUUGGAAUUUUAUUUGUGUGUCAUUUCUCAUAUUUUGUGUCCAAGAAGAUUUUAAUGUCAAUAAAUAUUUUUAUGGUAAA